Molecule: messenger RNA, 3058 nt
Organism: Cuculus canorus (common cuckoo)
Lineage: Eukaryota; Metazoa; Chordata; Aves; Cuculiformes; Cuculidae
Gene: SLC10A2
Product: solute carrier family 10 member 2
Exons: 6
Coding region: 135-1250 (371 amino acids)
Biological process (GO): bile acid and bile salt transport
Cellular component (GO): apical plasma membrane
Molecular function (GO): bile acid:sodium symporter activity
Source: RefSeq, a predicted model, not a curated record
GAACAGUAACAGUGUUCCAGUAUUUAUUGCACUUUAUUGCUUCCUGGAUCAGUUAAAAGGAGUCACUGACAAAUUAACAUUUACACAAGCUUGAAAGUUUGCCUCGGAUGUACUGAGCUGUUCUGUAUUUCAGAAUGCAGACAUACCUUCUCUCCCAGCAGUUUAACGCUGGGUCUUUGGCAGAAAACUCCACGGCUUGUCCAGCAAAUGCUACUGUUUGCAAUGGCACAUCUUGUGUGUUAGCAGAAGAUAAUUUUAAUGAAACCUUGAGCGUAAUUUUAAGUGCUGUUCUAACAACCAUGCUGGCUUUGGUGAUGUUCUCCAUGGGUUGCAAUGUGGAAGUUAAGAGAUUUUGGGAACACGUAAAAAGACCAUGGGGUAUUUUUGUUGGUUUCCUUUGCCAGUUUGGAAUUAUGCCUCUCACAGCCUUCUUGCUGUCCCUGGCCUUUAACGUGCUUCCUGUUCAAGCUGUCGUGGUGCUGAUCAUGGGAUGCUGCCCAGGAGGUACAGCCUCCAAUAUCAUCGCCUACUGGGUGGAUGGAGACAUGGACCUAAGCAUUAGUAUGACAACUUCCUCCACACUGCUUGCAAUGGGAAUGAUGCCACUUUGUCUCUUUAUUUACACCAAGAUGUGGACUGAUUCUAGUGCAAUUGUACUCCCUUACAACAGCAUUGGAAUUUCACUGGUAGCUCUUGUAAUUCCUGUUUCACUUGGAAUGUAUGUUAACUACAGAUGGCCUAGUAAAGCAAAAAUCAUACUUAAGAUCGGUUCCAUUGUGGGAGCAAUCCUCAUCGUGGUCAUUGCUGUCGUUGGGGGAAUACUCUACAAAGGCUCCUGGGUUAUCUCACCCAAAUUAUGGAUCAUUGGCACCAUAUUUCCAGCAGCUGGUUAUUCUCUGGGAUUCUUUCUGGCCCGCAUUGCUGGUCUGUCUUGGCACAGAUGUCGUACAGUGUCUCUGGAAACAGGCAUGCAAAACACUCAGCUGUGUUCAACUAUAGUACAGCUAUCCUUCACCCCUGAACAACUUGAGCUGAUGUUUACUUUCCCACUCAUCUACAGCAUUUUCCAGCUGGUGUUUGCACUGCUAAUUUUAGCAGGCUACCGUAUUUACAUAAAACGCCGAGUGAAAACAAAGACAGAUGUCGAGAAAACAGGGGAAAAAGAAGAUACAAAAUCAACACCACCACAUUCUAAAAUAAAUGGAGGAUUUGUAUCAAAUGAGACAAUCACCACUGUUCCCACCAGCUGAAAAGAUACGAGAUACAGUUCACUUAAAACUUUUUUUCACAUGUCGUUGCUUUAUGGUUUCUGCCACAACUUUAGAAUCUGGUUUCGAAGAUAACUCCAUAACAAUAUUUAAUGUUUUAUUAUAGCUUAUUUAAAUAAAGGCAGAAUAAAGGUUGGCUAUUGCUAAAAAAGCAAGAAGAUAUUUGCAUUACCAACUCCAGCCCGAUGUCCUGUAAAUCCAUUUGUUAGUCUGUCCCCACAACAAACGAGAAAUCUUGUAAGAGUGCCUGCACAGCAAUAGGAGUUCAUGUGGAAGAGCUGAUAGUGCUGGAGGGCUUUUACUGAACACCAAUUGGAACACGCUAAUAUGAAAUAAAGUUUUAUUUAGGUCAGUCUAGGCAGGCCAAAGUCAUUACACUGUACUAAUUGCUUGAAACAUUAAUUUAUUCUAAAGCUAUAAUUUUAACAAAUGCAAGGCACCUUAUGACUCUAUUUUUUUUUCCAAAGUAAUAGAAAGCAGCAGCUUUGCAUCUUCAGUUCAAGUCGUUCAGGUGCUGAAAGCAUGAUCAGAGAGACAAAGCUGAAGGUAUAAGCCUAGAGCAAUUUUAGUGUUUCAGCGGCAUACAAAGGGGCAGGCAGAGAUUUUGGAAUCAUAAGAAAUUAUCAACUUCUGCAUUGAAAGGGAGGCAUUUGAAAGUGGGACAUAAUUGCACCUGAUUCAUCCAGGACUACUUUCAUCACUAUUGACAUGAGAUAAUAAUGCUUGUAGAGCGUUAUAUUUUCAUUAUUUUAUGAACUUAACAGAUUUGAACUUGCCAGGAGUCUGUGAUCUGUAGACACCGAUGUAGCUGUUAAGUUAUUAACUAUAUGAACCACAGACAGAAAUAAUAGGAUGUAAACAUACAUUAUUUGUCUCUGAAAACUCAAGAGUACUUAUGGAACUCUGUCCUAAAUAUGUGAAGAAAAUGUAUACAAUUCUAAGAGAAACAGUGCAGAAAAUUUUUGCAGGUGUAAUUUUUGGUGAAUACAUUCAGUAAUGUUAGCCCUGUAGCUUUUAUGUAAAGAAUACAUCCAAAGAACUUCAGAUUAAAUGGGUGAGAGUUUAGCUUACUAAAAAAAAUCAAGAAUGAGCCAACCAUCAACACAUGGAAACUAUACACUCUUUGUCAUAUUCAAGUGGACCUUAUGAGGUACUGGGAAUUCAUGCAGCAGGUUUUUUACAAACACAACUGAAAUUCUGGAAUUUAAGUUCCAGACGUGUAGCUUUCCACUGCUGCAGAAAUGUGCCCAGUAUUAAACAGAGAGCAAAUUAUUGCUGUCUACCGUAUGUGGGGUAAAGGGUCUCAAGGUGUUCCCGAGUUCUGGAAGGCUUGAAGCUGCUUUGCUUUCUGAUUCAGACUGGUCAUAGCCUCCAAGGAGGAGUUUAACACUUAACAGGAGUUAGAUAAUAAAGACGCAUGCUAUCUUUUAUAGGAUGCAGAUAAAACAGAAAAAUAUAGUGAAGUCUGUUAAGAAGAAAUCAUGAAUGUGAAAAAGCACAUUCAUCAAGAAAAGGAUAAGCUACUAUUUGAAACAACUGUGGUAAAAAGGCUACUGACUUUAUCUUGCAUCAGCCAAAACAUGGGCAGCAGUAGUUAGGAUUAUGUCUGUCUUACACACCAAGCUGCUACUCUUUCCCCAUGAUAAACUUCAGUGCUUCUGUGCAUAUUUUAGGCAUGUAUUGAAGAAUAAUAGUCUUGCUUAUACUGUGUGUGUGUGUUUGUAUUUAAAGCAACUGUGUAAACACUGAACUGAAUAAAGUCAGAAACUAUUUAUAAUUUUGCCCACUGG